Molecule: messenger RNA, 2577 nt
Organism: Desarmillaria tabescens
Lineage: Eukaryota; Fungi; Basidiomycota; Agaricomycetes; Agaricales; Physalacriaceae
Product: copper radical oxidase variant A
Exons: 4
Coding region: 85-2436 (783 amino acids)
Source: RefSeq, a predicted model, not a curated record
CUCACCACCGCUCGACGUUUCGCGGUCUCUUCUCUUUCCUUUCCCCUUCUACCAACACUUCCGGCAGGGGUUACGACCUUCACGAUGAUACCCUCACUACCCUUGUUAGCUUUUACGCUAGCAACCACUUCGCCUACCUGGGCACAGAAAGUCGGAGCGUUUGCAGAUGGAGGAAACACGUUAGUUAGCGCUAUGAUGAUGUUCGUCGGCAAUAAGGAUCAAGUGUAUAUCUUGGAUAAAGCGGAGGGUAACGCCGCUCAGGUCAACGGUCAUCCCGCGUGGGGUUCUGUUUGGAAUAUCGAUACACACGAGGUCGUCGUGCAGGACGUUAAGACGAACGUGUUCUGCUCGUCCGGGAUGCAUCUUCCCAACGGUUCGUUCGUGACAUUUGGUGGAAAUGGAGCUGUUACCAAAGGCGGUAACGUUGGCUCUGUCCUAAACGACGAGGGCUCGGCCUCGUAUGAUGCUCUGUAUCAGGACUAUGAUGGCGGAAAAGCAAUUCGGGUCCUCGACCCCUGUGCUGCGGGAUCCGACUUUCAAAGCACUCAAUGUGGCUGGUUUGAUGAUCCCAGCGUACUCGCCAUGCAAAAGCGUCGAUGGUAUUCUACGGCUGAACCAACCGCUGAAGGUGACAUCGUCAUUAUCGGCGGUUUUGCAAACGGCGGUUACAUUAACCGGAACUACCCCAACACUGACCCAGAGUUCGAGGGUGGUGCCGCUGAAUGCACCUAUGAGUAUUAUCCAGCCAAUGGAAGGACGGCCACUACCAUGCAGUUCAUGAUCAAUACUUCCGGUCUCAACUCUUACCCUCACACCUUCCUGAUGCCAUCUGGUAAAAUGUUUGUUCAGGCCAACGUCUCAACUGUUCUGUGGAAUCACACUUCCAACGAGGAAACCGCGCUCCCAGAUAUGCCUGGCGGAGUCGUUCGCGUGUAUCCCGCAUCCGGAGCCGUCGCCAUGCUUCCUCUUACACCCAAGAACAACUACAAUCCCACGAUCCUCUUCUGUGGUGGUUCUGACAUGCCGGACUACUCCUGGGGUAACUACUCAUGGCCAUUCAUCAACACAUGGGAGUACCCAGCCUCAACGGAUUGUCACCGUAUUACCCCCGAACCUGAGGACGGCUCUUCUCCGGUAUAUGUCAAAGACGACGAUAUGCUAGAGGGAAGGACCAUGGGUCAGUUCGUCAUUCUUCCCACCGGCGUGCUGUUGGUAGUGAAUGGAGGUGUCAAUGGCACUGCUGGUUAUUCCACUAUGACUCUCCAGACGACAUCUUACAGUGACAUGCCCUACGGAAUGUCACUUGCCUCCGGGCCCGUCGGUACGCCUGCUCUUUAUGACCCCGAAGCAGACAGCGGCAAGAGGUGGUCUAAUGAUGGGUUCUCCACAUCUGAUAUUGCUCGUUUGUACCAUUCGUCCGCCAUCGUUCUCCCCGAUACAUCUGUAAUGAUUGCUGGAUCUAACCCUAAUGUCGACGUUAACCUUACCACUUACUUCAACACCGAAUAUCGCGCCGAAAUUUUCUAUCCCCCUUACUUCUCUGCCAGCACCCGACCGGAGCCAACCGGACUACCUUCUAAACUCUCUUACGGUGGAGACUACUUCGAUGUCACCAUACCUUCCAGCUCCUACUCCGGCGACUCUAACGAUGCCGCCGCAAGUGCCUUCGUAUCCGUUCUUCGAACUGGUUGGACAACGCAUGCGAUGAACAUGGGCCAGCGUUAUCUUCAACUCAAUAGCACGUAUACUGUGAACAGUAAUGGCUCCAUUGUGCUCCACGUCUCGCAGAUGCCCCCGAACGCCAACAUUUACCAGCCAGGACCUGCUUUCUUGCACGUCGUUGUGAAUGGCAUUCCGAGCAAUGGUUCUUACGCCAUCAUUGGAAGUGGAAACAUCGAAACGCAGACACUAGCUGCUGCAGCUGUGCUACCAGCUAGUGUUAACAACACCAGCGCCCAAGGUUCUGCCGAUGGCUCUACAACGUCAUCAAGCGGUAGCGGUGAUCAAAAUAGUGGUUCUAAGACUAAUACUGCUGCCGUUGUUGGUGGGGUUGUCGGUGGAUUGGUGGUCUUGGGCAUACUCGGUGCGCUUGUUGGUAUCUGUCUAACGCGACGAAGACGUGAGGCCAACCGUCAGCCUACGUCGUCGUAUGCGAUGCGCGACGGUCCCGGGUUUGGAGCUUCUCUAGGUGCUGGCGCUGGCGCUGGUGGGACGGAUAAGGCCUUGCGGAGUUCUGACUCUAGUGCCUUUAUCCCAUUACAGCAUGCAUAUAAUCAAAACGAAUCAUGGAGUUCAAGCACAGCAAGUCUACAAGCGCCGUAUCAAGAUCAGUAUGAAUCACACGAUCGCAACGGGAUGAGUAUGGACUACGAUCCAUAUGCUGCUGAGUCGAGGAUGAGUACAAGUACACCUGUUGGGCGGCCGCAUAGGUACUGAUUGAUGACGGAGGCAAGAGUGCGUUCACGGUAUGUCUCCAGUGGUAUUAGAUGCGGACUUGACAGUUGCAUGGAUUUUUCUCUCUCACUUUCCACGUGUUAUUUUUAUCCUCAUUACCUUCCACGUCACUGCAUACCUUCA